AUGAUCAAGUUCAAUGGCUCAGUCUUCAUGCCUUCUGUGCUAACACUAGUGGGGAUCCCUGGCCUGGAGUCAGUGCAAUGCUGGAUUGGCAUUCCAUUCUGUGUCAUGUACAUCAUUGCUUUGAUUGGGAACUCCCUAAUUUUAGUUAUAAUUAAAAGUGAGAAGAGCCUCCACAUACCCAUGUAUAUUUUCUUGGCCAUUUUGGCAGUCACAGACAUUGCCCUUAGCACAUGCAUUCUUCCCAAAAUGUUGGGCAUCUUCUGGUUUCACAUGCCACGGAUUUCCUUUGAUGCUUGCCUGCUGCAGAUGGAACUCAUUCACUCAUUCCAGGCCACAGAAUCAGGCAUCCUCCUGGCCAUGGCUCUGGAUCGUUAUGUGGCCAUCUGCAACCCCCUGAGACAUGCUACUAUCUUCUCUCCACAGCUCAUGACUUGCCUUGGAGCUGGUGUCCUACUCAGGUCUCUCAUCCUCACAUUCCCAAUGAUAUUGCUCAUCAAAUGUCGCCUUAAGUACUACAGAACUACUGUUGUCUCCCACUCUUACUGUGAACACAUGGCCAUUGUGAAAUUGGCAGCUCAAGAUAUCAGGAUCAACAAGAUAUGUGGUCUCCUUGUUGCCUUUGCCAUCUUAGGGUUUGACAUAGUCUUCAUUACCUUCUCCUAUGUGCGAAUCUUCAUCACCGUCUUCCAGCUGCCCCAGAAGGAGGCUCGACUCAAAGCCUUCAAUACCUGCAUUGCUCACAUCUGUGUCUUCCUACAGUUCUACCUUCUGGGAUUCUUCUCUUUCUUCACACACAGGUUUGGAGCUCACAUACCCCCCUAUGUGCACAUCCUUUUGUCAGAUCUUUACCUGUUAGUCCCACCUUUUCUGAAUCCCAUUGUCUAUGGUGUUAAAACUAAACAAAUCCGUGACCAAGUCCUGAAAAUGCUUUUCUCCAAGAAACCUCUGUGA
Messenger RNA from Apodemus sylvaticus (European woodmouse), 951 nucleotides. Its product is annotated as olfactory receptor 52A5-like. NCBI's taxonomy places the organism in Eukaryota, Metazoa, Chordata, Mammalia, Rodentia, Muridae. Gene Ontology annotation, cellular component: membrane. The record is from RefSeq and is a predicted model, not a curated record. Gene Ontology annotation, molecular function: G protein-coupled receptor activity; olfactory receptor activity. Gene Ontology annotation, biological process: G protein-coupled receptor signaling pathway. The transcript has a single exon. Bases 1 to 951 code for a protein of 316 amino acids.